GUGACAGCCGGCAGUAUGCAGAGGAGACAGUUUGAGCUGCCUGGGCUGCACUCUGGUGGAGCCAUCAUGGAGAGAGCUGUGGUGCAAGUCACCCUCUUUGGGCUGCUGCUGGUUUUGGCUAGCACACUACCAAACAAGGACAACUGGAACAUCUACAGCUUUCACAUCAACUCCACAGUGACCAGUCGUUAUGCAACCACGAUCAUCACAAGUCGCGUCGCCAAUCGCAUGGACGACUCAAAGCAAAUACAGUUCCAGGUCCGGAUUCCCAAGAACGCCUUCAUCAGUAAAUUCAGAAUGUUUAUAGAUGGCCAAGUGUACGAUGGUGUUGUGAAAGGUAAAGAGAAAGCUCAGCAGCAGUACACUGAGGCUGUUUCCCGUGGACAAAGCGCUGGGCUUGUCAGGUAAAUAGAUCAAUGGAUCAGUUUAUUGCCA
This is a messenger RNA of Etheostoma spectabile (orangethroat darter), 435 nucleotides long. Its product is annotated as inter alpha-trypsin inhibitor, heavy chain 4-like. Lineage: Eukaryota; Metazoa; Chordata; Actinopteri; Perciformes; Percidae. The coding region runs from base 16 to 408 and encodes 130 amino acids. The transcript is spliced from 4 exons. The record is from RefSeq and is a predicted model, not a curated record.